GCUACUUGGACUGUCCUUUUUCUCCAGGGAUAUCCUGGAUUCUUCAGUGGGGGCAUUAAGCCAGCACAUAAACCCAACUUUCCCUUGUAAAGGGAAAAAUCCAGACUGUUUUUCUAGGAUUUUCCAAGCAGUUUGCCUUUGGGUCAAGGUCCAUCUCUGCAAUGUUUAGAGCUCCCGUUGCCAAUCUCAUCGUUCCCUCCCUUUGUCCCGUGACGUGGCUGCUCCCAGCAGGAAGAGGAGGGUCAUAGGAAACCACCCAGCUCUGCCUUCCCAGAUUUUCAUCCCUCUGGAGGAUCAUGAAAUCAUUUAGGCUGGAAAAGCCCUCUGAGAUCCUUGAGUCCAACCAUUCCCUGCCAGCACCCCCCUAACCCAUGUCCCUAAAAGCCAAGGGCAGUGCCAGAGGAUCUGAACCCAGCCUAAGCCACCAGGAACCUCUGUGAGCCCAGGCUGUUCCCAGCCCUGAGAGCAUGGCUUGGAAGGAGAAGGGCACGAGCCCACCCUCGUGUUUCAUCCAGCACCUGGACCACCUUGUGCUGACUGUGAAGAGCAUUGAGGACACCGUGGCCUUUUAUUCCAAAGUUCUGGGCAUGGAGGUGGUGACUUUCAAGGGCAAUCGCAAAGCUUUACGUUUUGGGCAGCAGAAGUUCAACCUGCACGAGGCUGGGCGGGAGUUUGAGCCCAAGGCUCGGCGCCCGGUGCCCGGCUCUGCAGAUUUCUGCCUGAUCACAGCAGCACCCCUGGAGAAGCUGGUGGAGCAUCUGGAGGCCUGUGGGGUGGCCAUUGAGGAAGGUCCUGUGGCCAGAACUGGUGCUGUGGGUCCAAUAACCUCCGUCUACUUCCGAGACCCCGAUGAGAACCUGGUUGAGGUUUCCAGGUACUGCACAGAUGCUGCUGCAGACACUGAAGGGAAACCCUGAGCUCAGCCCAGGCUCUGCCUGGCUCCCAGCAGGAGAUGGACUGGGUUUAGAGGCCAGGUUUGGCUGGCCAAAAAUCCAAGCUUUAAUUGUGUAAGCCUGGGACAAGCCUCAAAUCACAGCCACAGAGUAGGGCUGCAAGGACAUCAGGAGUUUUUCCAAGGCAGCCUGCUCUGCUCUGGGUGUGAAUCCUGCUUUUAUAAUCUCCAUCACAGAGACUUCAUGGCCUUCUGCAAAAUCUGUCCUGCUGCUGCUGCACUGCAAUUUUUGGGACAUUCCUGCUAUCCCUCUUGCUGCAGUUGAAGUCCUCAUUCCUACACUGCCCACCUGUCACUCCUCUCCUCUUCAAAGCUGCUUUUCCACAGUUGGAAAUUUCUGUCUCACUUCCUCUCAUCCUCCUGAUUCUUGUCUCUACCUGCUCCGUGCUGGUGGCUCUCCCACCAAGCCAGAGGUUUAAAUCCAGCUGUGACUGUCCAAACACACUCCUCACCUGGGAUUUGGGGAUUUGGCCUUGGUGUGACACUCAAACACUCCUGAAACUGCAGCUCCAAGUUCCAUCCUCAGCUCUGUAUCAAUAAUUGUGGGGUUUCUGUCACUCAGGAAUGGAAAAAGCAGGGAUGAGGGUCCAGUUCACCUGGAUUUAUGCAGGGAUGAGGAUCCAGUUCACCUGGAUUUAUGCAGGGGUUGAGGACGGUCUGACACAGAGGAGUCUGACUCUGAUAGCAUCUGAUUAUUUGUGGGACUGUCCUAAGUUUUCUUCUUCCUUUAAUGAAUUAAAAAUCCAUUUCAAAGUAAUCUAAAAAGUAUAAAACAAUGAAGGAUUCUCAAGCAGAGCAGUUCCCAGGCUGGCCACACUGAGGUAGCAUCGUUAUCCUCACGGGAACAGCGCUGGAAAGAAGGGAGAACUCUUCUGACCUCUACAGUCCAAAUCCUCUAUAAAAUCGAAACAAUCUCUCAA
This is a messenger RNA of Oenanthe melanoleuca, 1872 nucleotides long. RefSeq names its product glyoxalase domain containing 5 (gene GLOD5). The transcript is spliced from 5 exons. Lineage: Eukaryota; Metazoa; Chordata; Aves; Passeriformes; Muscicapidae. The record is from RefSeq and is a predicted model, not a curated record. Bases 468 to 917 code for a protein of 149 amino acids.